Messenger RNA from Aureobasidium subglaciale EXF-2481, 1283 nucleotides. RefSeq lists its product as uncharacterized. The transcript has 3 exons. The record is from RefSeq and is a predicted model, not a curated record. Gene Ontology annotation, molecular function: NADP binding; 3-hydroxyisobutyrate dehydrogenase activity; NAD binding. NCBI's taxonomy places the organism in Eukaryota, Fungi, Ascomycota, Dothideomycetes, Dothideales, Saccotheciaceae. Gene Ontology annotation, biological process: L-valine catabolic process. Bases 191 to 1186 code for a protein of 331 amino acids. Gene Ontology annotation, cellular component: mitochondrion.
CUCCGCAAGCCCCGGAUAUCCGUGGCACCUUGCUCCUUUCCUCGGUUGCCGAAGCCGAUCUCUCGUUUUGUCCAUGCUUGAUGAUGAUGCGCCUUUCCAGCUCUCACUGAUAAGAAAAGGACAUGCUGUUCCUGAUCACCUUUUUGUCUCGUUGUAACUUGCACCAAAAGCCGAGAUUGAUUGAUACAUGAUGAAUGCUUUGAGGCGUCAAGUGUAUGCUGUGAAUGCACCUAUACAACGAUGUUUCUCGACUUCUAGCCAAAGGCACGCGACCUAUGGCUUCAUCGGCUUGGGUCAAAUGGGCUACCGAAUGGCUCAAAAUCUACGAGCCAAUCUACCGGGUUCCGAUAAGCUCAUUGUUCAUGAUGUGAACAGUCAGGCGACAGCUCAAUUCGCAAAGGACAACGCCAAUGUGGAAGUCGCAGAGGAUGUGAGAGAUGUGGCAGAGAAAUCAGAAACGAUCAUCACAGCACUUCCAGGACCAUCACAUGUGCAAAAUGUCUUCAAAUCAAUGUUGAAACCACCAACACUACUUCGCGACGGCGUGGACCAGGAACGUCUCUUCAUCGACUGCUCGACUAUCGACCCUCUGUCUUCUGCCGAUGUUGCAAAUGCCGCUCACUCAACCGGUCAAGGCAAAUUCAUCGACGCCCCAAUGUCCGGUGGUAUUGUCGGUGCACAAGCGGGAAAGCUUACCUUUAUGAUCGGAGCACCACCAGAACUCGUCGAUCGCGCAACUGAGAUUCUUCUCAUGAUGGGCAAGCGCGUCCUCCAUCUCGGCCCUCAAACCUCUGGUCUGAAAGGCAAACUCGCAAAUAACUAUCUCCUUGCUCUCAACAACAUUGCUACCGCCGAAGCCAUGAAUAUGGGUGUUCGAUGGGGGUUGGACGCCUCUGCUCUCGCCGACAUGAUCAACACGAGUACUGGAAAGUGCUGGCCUAGUGAAGUCAAUAAUCCCGUCCCUGGCGUUCUCCCUGAUGCUCCUGCCAGCAAAGAAUACGCAGGCGGGUUUGGCACUGCUUUGAUGAACAAGGAUUUGAAACUGGCCAUGCAUGCUGCACAGCAAUUCGGCAUUGAGCCUCGACUGGGACCCAUGGCUGCAUCGAUCUAUGCAGCAAUAGAGGGAAAUGCGAAGUACAAGGGUAAAGACUUUUCAGUGGUUUACAAGUACCUUCGUGGAGAAUAGACGGGUUUUUUUUUGUUUCUCUGGACGGCAAAGAGCGUGUACAUGCUGAAUGACUAGCUAGAUAUGUAGACUUUUUUUUCGAAAUUUUCUACCUUGC